GUCUCCCUGUGUGUCUCUCAGCAGCUCAACUCAGCUCAACUCAACUGGUGUCUGUUUUUCCGACCGAUGGUUGAUUAUUGAACGCUUCUCGUAUCACACUUAGUGGGUUGUUUAUUCUGCCCUACAUAGAUGAAGAUUUGUGGUAGGGUACUUGGAUUUCGUGCAUACUGUGUCACUGGUUGAUGUCGGUGGAAAAAUGGAUUUGGUAUCUGUUCUUUUGCUAAUGUCUAGCAUAUGCUCUUUUGCGCUGCCUGAGCUUGAUUUAGAAGAAGAUGCACUGUAUGCAUUGAAGUUAUCAUUGAAUGCUUCACCCAACCAGCUUACAAACUGGAACAGAAACCAAGUAACCCCUUGUACUUGGGCCAAUGUUGAAUGUGACCAGAAUAACAAUGUUGUUCGAGUUUCACUAGCAUUUAUGGGAUUCACAGGAUCCUUAACGCCGAGAAUAGGGGCUCUAAAGAGUCUUAAAACUCUUUCUUUGCAAGGGAAUAGCAUCACCGGUGACAUACCAAAAGAAAUUGGAAAUCUUACAAGCUUGGUUAGAUUGGAUUUGGAAAACAACAGAUUGAUGGGUGAAAUACCAUAUUCCCUUGGUAAUCUUAAAAAGCUUCAAUUCUUGACAUUGAGUCAAAACAAUCUCACUGGAACUAUUCCAAAUUCACUUGCCAGUCUCCCAAGUUUGAGCAAUAUUCUACUAGAUUCAAAUAAUCUUAGUGGGCAGAUUCCGGAGCAGCUAUUCAGCAUUCCGGAGUACAAUUUCACUGGAAAUAAUUUGAAUUGUGGCGUGAACUAUCAUCGUCUUUGCACAUCUGAGAAUGCUGAUCAAGGUUCAUCACAUAAACCAAAAAUAGGCCUCAUAGUUGGAAUAGUUAUAGGUUUAGUUGUUAUUCUUUUUAUUGGUGGCCUGCUGUUCUUCUGGUGCAAGGGGUCCAAGCAUGAAGCUUUUGUGGAUGUUCCAGGUGAAGUUGAUCAGCGAAUUACAUUUGGUCAACUAAAAAGAUUUGCCUGGAAAGAACUACAAAUUGCUACAGACAACUUCAGUGAGAAAAAUGUUUUAGGACAGGGAGGCUUUGGAAAAGUUUAUAAAGGUAUUUUAGUUGAUGGCACAAAAGUUGCUGUCAAAAGGUUAACUGAUUAUGAAAGUCCUGGAGGUGAAAAAGCUUUCCAUUGUGAAGUUGAGAUGAUAAGCGUAGCUGUCCAUAGGAACCUGUUACGACUAAUUGGUUUUUGUACUACUCCAACUGAACGCCUCUUAGUUUAUCCCUUCAUGCAGAACUUAAGUGUUGCCUAUCGGCUACGAGUGAUAUUAGUCUGGUUGAAUACUGGUGCAGAACUCAAACCUGGGGAACCUGUUUUAGAUUGGCCUACUAGAAAACGAGUGGCUCUAGGAACAGCCCGUGGCCUAGAAUAUCUUCAUGAGCAAUGCAAUCCUAAGAUUAUUCAUAGGGAUGUGAAGGCAGCUAAUAUAUUACUAGAUGGAGAUUUUGAAGCUGUUGUUGGGGACUUUGGUUUGGCAAAAUUAGUUGAUGUGCGAAAUACUAAUGUGACAACUCAAGUUCGUGGGACAAUGGGCCAUAUAGCUCCGGAAUACUUGUCCACUGGAAAAUCUUCAGAAAGGACGGAUGUUUUUGGCUAUGGGAUUAUGCUUUUGGAGCUUGUUACAGGUCAACGAGCAAUUGACUUUUCACGCUUGGAAGAGGAAGAUGAUGUGCUAUUGCUUGACCAUGUUAAGAAACUACAACGGGAGAAAAGACUAGAUACUAUUGUUGACUGCAACCUUAAUAAAAAUUACAGCAUAGAAGAGGUUGAAAUGAUUGUACAAAUUGCAUUACUCUGCACACAAGCAUCGCCCGAGGAUCGUCCGGCAAUGUCAGAAGUUGUAAGAAUGCUGGAGGGCGAAGGGCUGGCUGAAAGAUGGGAGGAAUGGCAACAUAUGGAGGUCGCUACAAGGCAAGAUUAUGAGAGACUACAAAGAAGAUUGGAAUGGGGAGAAGAUUCAGUUCAUAACCAAGAUGCCAUUGAGUUGUCGGGUGGAAGAUGAGAAGUCACAAAUUUAGGCCAUUACUUUUGAUGUUCUAUGGCACUAUUCCUUUUUAAGAGGUUAAUUUGAUUUGAAAAAAAAAACAAAAAAAAAAAAAACGUAGGUGCUAUUGUAUUCAAGUGUAAAAAUGGGCAGUAACCUCCGUAUUCCGAUGAUUAUGAUUGUUAAAGCUAUUUUUUUAAAAAAUUAUUUAGACAUUGAUU
This is a messenger RNA of Abrus precatorius (Indian licorice), 2244 nucleotides long. RefSeq names its product probable LRR receptor-like serine/threonine-protein kinase At5g10290. Gene Ontology annotation, biological process: protein phosphorylation. Gene Ontology annotation, molecular function: protein kinase activity; protein binding; ATP binding. The coding region runs from base 197 to 2041 and encodes 614 amino acids. Lineage: Eukaryota; Viridiplantae; Streptophyta; Magnoliopsida; Fabales; Fabaceae. The transcript has 13 exons. The record is from RefSeq and is a predicted model, not a curated record.